GGAUUAGCAAAUACAGCUAAAAAGAACUUUGGUGGUGGAAACACUGCGUGGGAAGAGAAGACGCUGUCAAAGUAUGAGUCUAGUGAAAUUCGUCUUGUGGAGAUCAUAGAGAAUCUGUGUGACAGUAGUAACUUUGAAUGUAACAACAUGGUAGAAGAGCAUGAAGAACUUAUAGAGAAGUGGUGGUUUAAACUAAAGAAGAAGUAUCCCGAUUUGUUUAAGUGGUUUUGCAUAGAAACUAUAGAAGUUUGCUGCCCUGCUGGAACAUACGGACCAGAUUGUCUUGCUUGUCGUGGAGGAUCAGAAAGACCUUGCCAUGGAAAUGGUCACUGUGAUGGUGAUGGUACCCGGGGUGGAGAUGGCUCCUGUAGCUGUAACAAGGAAUAUACAGGAGAUUUUUGUUUGGACUGUUCUAAUGGUUACUUCAGUACCUUGAGAAAUGAGACACAUUCUGUUUGUACAGCCUGUCAUGCUGCCUGUAAAACUUGUACUGGUUCGAGUAACAAGGACUGCCAAGACUGUAAAGAAGGCUGGAUUAAAAAUGAAGAAGCAGCUUGUGUGGAUAUGGAUGAGUGUGCUGCUUCUCCUUGCAAAGAUCACCAGUAUUGUCUGAACACAGAUGGAUCUUUCUCCUGCAAAGCAUGUGAUGCCAGCUGCAUAGGCUGCACAGGGGAAGGUUCUGACAAGUGUAAGACCUGCGCAUCUGGAUACGUGAAGGAAGGUGAAAAGUGUACAGAUAUAGAUGAAUGUAACCUUCCUGAAAAGAUCUGCGUGAAAGAGAAUCAAGACUGUGUUAAUACUUCAGGUAGUUACAAGUGUGUAUGUUCAGAAGGGUUUGAAGAUAACGAUGGAACAUGUGUUCAAACUGCAAAACCAGGAGAGGAAGUAGAGAGUGAAACAACUGAGCCUUCGCCUACUGGACAUGAUGACUUAUGAUCUGCAUUCAGAACCAAAAGACAUUCCUAUGUAAAGUUUUAAAUUAUUGGACUAAGCCUCUGCUAGCUGACAUGCUGUGGAAAUGGUAUUAAAUAUGCAGGUUGCGAUUAAGAUUUAUUGGUUGUUUUUUUUAAAUGGUGAUAGAUGGCUCUUUAAGCUGCAUUUCCUUUCUUAAAUGCCACUUUUUAUAUAAUUCUUCGAGAACAACAUUCUAGGUGGGUUAGUAUAAAAUUUGAAUUAACAUAAUAAUGUACACAGCAAUUUUAAAAAUUUUACAGGUUUCUCAUUCUAGUGCCUACUGAAAACAUCAUUUGGAAGGACUUAGUUGCACUUCAGUCUAAAUUUUUCUUGAAGUAUGAAUUUUGGUGUUUCUUGACAUGAGAAAUAUUUCUGUAACUGAAAUACAGCUUUUUGAAAUUGUCAAAGGGAAUCUCUUUGGGGGAAGCACUGUUCCCUUA
Molecule: messenger RNA, 1394 nt
Organism: Apaloderma vittatum (bar-tailed trogon)
Lineage: Eukaryota; Metazoa; Chordata; Aves; Trogoniformes; Trogonidae
Gene: CRELD2
Product: cysteine-rich with EGF-like domains 2
Exons: 9
Molecular function (GO): calcium ion binding
Source: RefSeq, a predicted model, not a curated record